AUGAUGAAUCUGUUCGCAUUGGCGUUGCUGGCCGUGCUCUUCUACGCGUGCAACGUUCAGGGCGCCGCCUCUGUAUCCUCCCUCGGCAGUGGUGUCCGCUUUCUGUAUCAGAACGACUUGGACUGGGCCAGAGCCAAUUCAGCCGCGCGCCAAGCUGGCUACCUGAUUCUGACGACGCCUCUUACUGCUCAAGAUGCAGCUUCAAAGUGUACUGCCCUCAAUGAGGCGCUUGCGCCCACAUCAGCCUUGUCGGAUGCUGGCUUGCAGGCGCAGAUGAGUUAUGCCCUCUUCGAGCGGAGCUACGCUGGUGGUCAGUCUUUCUGGGUUGCUGACCGCAGAGCUUUCGUCGUCACGGCGGGAAAUGAUGGAAAAGCUGCCAUUGCUUUGUCUCAAACUUCCGUAGAGACCAAGCUCCCUGCACUCUGCACCCAGAGUGCGCCCUGGAAUUUUGCCAAUCAUACCGACACAUCUGCUCAAUGGCAGGUAGCAACCUCGAGCAAUGGUGUCCAGUUCAACGGCUUCCGUGAUGCCCUCUCUUUCCGUUUCCAGGCUUUGCCCUACGCCAACCCUACUCAGCGAUUCACCUACUCAUCCGUAUACGACGGGCGCAGCACCGGCAACUACUCGAUCUCUGCACUUGAACGAACGCGUGCCAAGCAAUGUCCGCAGCUCGGAAGUGACACUGCUUACACAGAAGAGUGCCAGGUCGCCAACGUCUUCACUCCGUACCUCCCCUCUGCAUCCGACCUUUCUAAUGGAAAGCCUCUUAAGCCUGUCUUUGUCUUCGUCCACGGGGGAGGAUACCGAUCUGGCACCGGCCUUGACUUUACCUUCGACGGAGGUAACAUGGCAAGUCGCAGUGACGUUGUUGUCGUCACAUUCAACUACCGUCUGGGCACACUCGGCUACCUUGCAUACAAUGACCAGAUCCGUGGCAACUACGGUCUUGGCGAUGUAGUUACGAUGCUCAGGUGGGUGCAAAAAUACAUCAAGGAGUUUGGAGGUGACCCGAACAAGGUCACUGUCGGUGGUCAAUCGGCGGGCGCUCAGCACGUCGAGAGUUUGCUCGCUUCGCCUGCGGCUGCUGGUCUCUUUCAACGCGCCAUGAUCUUCAGCGGAGCAGCACACGACAAUGCAUUUGUCUAUCCAACGAUCCAACAGGCACGCCAAGGCGCGGCAGGCAACGUCGUCAAGUCGCUCGGCUGUGACACAGCUUCUGACCUGCUGGACUGUCUGCGCGGCAAGAGCAUCUCAUCUUUCUUGCAGAAUGCAUACACAUCCAUCGUACAGGAUGGCACUUUCAUUCAAUCGCCGAAGCUUGACAUGAGGCCAGCCAGUCGAGCCUCAGGCCAUGUCAACCGCGUCCCCGUCAUGUGGGGCACGUUACGCGACGAGCAAGCAUCGUUUCAUAUGCCCAACCCAGGCGAAACUGACUUUGUAAAUGCGAUGAAACAAGUCGGCAUUCAGUCCAACUACUCGGACAUUGUGCUCAGGGAUACCAACACGUUCCCUGUCAACGAUUACGGCGUGCGCAACAUGACCAACACCAUCAAGACAGACAUCUACAUCCGAUGCGGUAUCCAAGCAAUGGCGUAUGCUUCGGCGUUAAACAAAGUUUUCCCCAAAGUCUAUUCUUACUCGCAUGAUCAGCGAUCGAUUCAGAUUCCGAACUACGACCCUUUCUACGUGUGCACAGCUCAGAACGGCAACUUGAGCCCUUCGAGCUAUUACAUGUGCCAUUCGGGCGAUCUGAUCCCGAUCUUCCACACUGGAGGAAGCGGAUUUCGCCUUCCUUACCGUGACAACAACGAUCUUGCGUGGAUGGCGACUGUGAUCGAUCAGUUCUCGGCCUUUAUCCGUACAGGUGACCCUGCGCCGUCGAUGGAGUACCUGAGCGCGAGGGGUGCGGCAUAUGCUUCGACACGCGCGAGAACAACAUCGAGCGAAGCAAGAUGGACGCAGCUGACAGCAUCGGACCAGCGCCAAGUUAGCUUUGGGCCGGUGCGGCAGAAAAUGCAGACCGUUGCUCAGAAGGGCGACCAAUGUAGUGCUCUGGGCAAAGGCAUUGACUACAUCGCUAGGCUCUGA
Ustilago hordei is the source of this 2088-nucleotide messenger RNA. RefSeq lists its product as uncharacterized. The record is from RefSeq and is a predicted model, not a curated record. NCBI's taxonomy places the organism in Eukaryota, Fungi, Basidiomycota, Ustilaginomycetes, Ustilaginales, Ustilaginaceae. Bases 1 to 2088 code for a protein of 695 amino acids. The transcript has a single exon.